GCAGCUGUAUCCCUCCUAGCACCAACCCGGUGAAUGCGAGCGAGUGUUAGCACCAGUCAAUGGUUAGCACGACGCUAAUGUGACAGGGGAAGUUUCAACAGGCUGUCGCUCGUUUCUCCUCUAAUAAACUCACUAUUUCGUCAGUAAACUCGGUUUGGUGAAUGGUCAGGAUGUUCAACCCUCAUCAGCACCAGCAGCAGCAGCAGCAUCAGUUUCAUCAGCACCUCCGUCAGCUCCAGCAGCUCUUUCAGCAGCAGACGCCUCCGCCUCCGCCUCCACCUCCUCCUCCACCACAGCCUCCACCUGCACACCACAUCACACACCACCACCAGGCCGCACGGUACCCACAUGCAGCCCCUCCUCACACUAAUACAGCACACACUAGGCCGAUGGCAGUUCCUGCUCCAGCUCCUCCUCCAGCCCGCAUGGUGAACCUCUGCUCCGCCACGCAGACCAUCAUCGCUCCCAAUCCCAUGCUGCAGGGGGCGCUGCUGAUGCAACAGAUGCAGGGCAGCAUGCGUGGCUUCGCUAUGGGAGGUCAGCAGUUUCCUCCGUUCUUCGCUGCUGGGUCUCGAGCGUCUCUUCUGGGUCCUGUUCCAAUGGGAGUCGCCAUCAAAACACCACACAUGGGGUUCCCUCGACAUUUCACACCGCACGCUCGCUAUUUCCCCAAUGAUUAUCAGACCCCUCAGCCGGACAGGAAGAGGGAGAUUGAGCAGAAAUCAGCAAACAUCAGCAGCGGCCAUUCAGCAGCCAGCAGCAGCAACGGCCAACCAGAAGCCGCCAGAAGCAGCAACGGCCAAUCAGCAGCCAAAAGCAGCAGCAGCAACGACCAAUCAGCAGCUAACAGCAGCAGCAAUGGCCAAUCAGUAGCUAGCAGCAGCAAUGGCCAAUCAGAAGCCAAAAGCAGCAGCAGCAGCAGCAGCAGCAGAGCAGAUGAAGCCGUCGCUGUGGCCGAUCCAGGAUCUCAGGGGUCUUCAGAGCAGCCCGAUGAACCCGCGGCCAAAAAACACAAAACUCAAGAGUCAGAGGAGCCUUUGGAGAAAGAUUCAGCUGAAAACACUGAAUGUAAGAGCCCUGCAGAUGCUGGAGAUUCUCUACCAGAGGAAAGUGUUGUAAAUGAACCACCGGCCACUGAAGCAGAAGAACAGUGUCAAGCGGACAAGCAGACUGAUGCUGCAGAUGUGGAUCAGCCGAUCAGUGGAGCUCCAGCAGAUGCCGGCAGCUCUGAUUCAGUGUCUGCAGUAAAGCAGCCGGAAGCGGCUCCAGUCCAGCACCAGCUCACAGACACGGCGGCAGCAGCAGAAUCCUCCAGCAGCUUCUUCUGCUAUAUCUGCAACAUCACCUGCCAUAACCAGCAGAAUUUCCAGAGCCAUAUGAACGGACUGACGCACCAGCAGAAGAUGAUGGAGAUCCAGCACAUGAGUAACGCCUGUCUGGUCACAUUACUGCCGCGCGUCCAGGAGUCACUGCAGGGAGCAGCUCGCAAAGACGGUGAGAAGAGGCCUGGUCUGCAGAGAUGGUGCUCCACCUGCCAGACUCACUUCACCAGCAACGUCAUGGAGCACCGCAGAACCAAGGAGCACAAGCGCUUCAGUCGCUCCUCCAGCAGCAGUUGUACCGUCUGUAAGCUGAACUUCAGGACGGCCAGAGAGUUUGUGGAGCACAUGCAGUCGGCGGAGCACAAGCAGAGAGUCCAGCAGCUGUGGAAGGAGUCUGGCUCCGGUUCUGUAGAGGAACUGAACACUGUGAUGUUACUGGGAGAAGACGAUGGAGAAUUCUGCAGCGACGAUGAGCGCGAGGAUGAGGAGAACGGCAAGGAGGGUCUUUCUGCACAGAUGGAGGUCACAAUGGAAGAUCUGGAUGAAGACGAGGAGUUUGACUCAGACACAGUGUAUGGAUCUAGUUUUGUGGUUCCUGUGUCCGGGUUUCUCUGUCGACUCUGUGAUCAGUUUUAUCACUAUGAGUCUUCGGCUCGACACGCUCACUGCAAGACCCUCAAACACUUCCAGAAUCUGAAGCGUUAUAAAGCCUUAAAGAAGCAUGAAGACUCGGGUUCAACCUCAGCAGAAGCAGCAGAAGAAGUAGCAGUAGCAGCAGCAGAGGGACUCCUCAUCGCAGAAGAAAGCUCUGUGGAUCCGUCAGCGUCCCCGAUCACCAACACCAGCAGUACACCACCACAGCAGGAGGAAAAACUGGAGCCGGAGGAGACUCUGAAGCCAGAACCAGAACCGGAGUCGGAGCUGGAAGAGAAACUAGAGCCGGAGCCAGAGCUGGAGGAGAGGAGCAGUGAACGCGGCCGCGGCAGGACCUCAGCCAAGAGGAGAGGACGAGGAGGACGGCGGCGCUGACACGCAGCACAGGACCUCAGUGAAAGCACCCUCAGCUGUCCCUCCAUUAGGGUUCGUGCCACACUCUCGACCUCUGACCCUGUUUGUACAGUAGUGUUUUAAUGAGCACAAGCAGCUCCGCUCCAGAGGAGGACGAGGAGGAUGAUGAUGUGCGCUUUAGUGUUUCAUGUAUAUCAGGACGCCAUACUGAACCACACACACACACGUCCAAGUCACACCGUACACCAACAAUAAUCAUGGAAGAACAGUUUUUCAGCAGUUUUCACUGUGUAUAUUAAAUAUAAACAAGUGUGUGUGUGUGUGUGUGUGUGUGAAUACUUCUUUUGCAAAAACAAUCAUGAAUGCAUUAAUAUUAUUAUUAUUAUUAUGAUGAUAAGUCACGUAUUUAAUGUGAUUUAUGAAUGUCUGUUUUUGCAAAUGAACUCUUCACAUCGUGUGUCUCUUUUUCAAUGUUUAUAUAUAUUGAAAUGUACACGCAAACACACGCACACACAUGACACUCAUAUACACACGCUCUGAAAGCAUGCGGAAAAAUAUACAAGCGAACUGAGGCUUGUCUUGGGACCAUUGAGUUUUAAGAACCGUUGUCCUAACAAUUGAAUGUGCAUUAAUGUCAGCUAACAUACACACUCAAACACACACACUUUACCUUUAAUACAGGACCAUUAAUUCAGAUAUAAACCCUCAGAGAACACACACGCCCCAGCUGAACCCUGCAUCAAACCCCAGAAGCUGUUCGGAUCUAAGCCAGGGGUGUCCAAACUCAGUCCUGGAGGGCUGGUGUCCUGCACAGUUUAGCUCAGACACACCUGCCUGGAAGUUUCUAGUAGACCUAGAAAGAGCUUGAUUAGCUGCUUCAGGUGUGUUUAAUUGGGGUGGGAACUAAAAUAUGCAGGACACCGGCCCUCCAGGACUGAGUUUGAUCUGAUCUAAACUCUAGAAUGAAGCCGCUAGAUUGACACCGACAUCACUGUUAGGAUUAGUGUUUAGCAGUAGCUCAUUUCUGUCUCCAGCAGGUGUGUGUGUGUGUGUGUGUGUGUUCUGCUCAAUAUCUCAUUAAACAGAAGGAGAAACGUUCUGCAUAGAGAAAAUGAAGCCGUUUUUACACCGUUGUGACAUUUUAUUUGUCGUUUUCAUGAAAUGAAGCACAUUUUUCCCCUCAUUUCUCAUUGCAUAAUGAAGAUGUUGCAUAUUAAAUAUUAAUUCUAAACAUCUGACUGCAUUAUUGUAGUGGGAAUGAGGUUUCAUCAUCUAAUAUUGAAAGAUGUGCAGAAUUAUCAUAAUGAAAACGCGAGUAAAGCCAUUCAUAUACUACAUUAUAACUGUAAUAUUGACCCUAAACAUCACUGCAAGGAGAUCCUUUGGGAGUAGAGAUGUGCAGAAUGAUCAUGAAGCCGUUCCCGGGACCUGAAUGUGCCUCAUUAGUUUGUGUAGGAGUUGUGUGUUUUUGUUGUUUACUUUAGUUUUCCUCUGGAUUGUGAAGACGCUGCAGAUGUGUCUGUGAGGUCAGUAGUGCUGCUCUUUAGUUCACGUUUGAUCUGAAUGUUGUGGAGUGCGUGUGCGCGUGCGUGCGUGUGUGUGUGUGUGUGUGUGUAUUAGCAGUGCCCGGAUGCCUCUGGGUUUUCUUUGAGUUGUGAAAGCAACACUGGAAACAGCAGCAGCAUUAACAAGUGCUGAUGAGCUUCACAUUUACUCAGAAUGCAUCAGUCCACAGGUUGCAUUUCAUCCCAAAAUCAAACAGCACUCUACACUCAGCUCAAUAAAGAUCAUUUAGGACCAUGUAUGAUCUUUUGAAUCUCCUGCCAAACUUAAGUGUGCAAGUUUUUGCAUUGUUUCUUUGUUUUCAAGGCCCAUCUUAAAAAUGUCCUGUUUUGUAGCUUCAUUGUUCUAAUCUGGUAUUUUUAAGGCUUCAAAUAUGCUUUUUGUCCUAUUUAAGACCAAUAAAAUAAUAUUAAAUAAACAACUAAC
This is a messenger RNA of Danio rerio (zebrafish), 4319 nucleotides long. NCBI's taxonomy places the organism in Eukaryota, Metazoa, Chordata, Actinopteri, Cypriniformes, Danionidae. The record is from RefSeq and is a predicted model, not a curated record.